GCACUGCUGGUUUCACAUCAAAUACCUGCCUCUACUGUACUCCUACGUUUCACCCCUUCCCUUCCCCUCAACUACCCCAAUCUCCAUUAACUCUUUCUUUCUGUAAAUCUUUCCACCAUAAACCUCUCCGGCCUCACCUUUCCUACUUCUUUCAACAUAAAUUUGAAUUCAUAAUGCCUUUCCAUCUCUACACCCAAUCUAAUCUUCUAGCCUAAUUGGUAGCAUAAACCAGUGCUACCUUGCUGCUACGAGAUGGGGUGUUGUUUAAGCACCACCAGAGACCCUGCUUCAGCUCACACCCCGCCGCCGGAUCCUACCAAGAUCGACAGAUCUCCGCCGCCUGUUGACGAGGAAACCGUCAAAGAAGUUGUCCUGUCCGAGACCCACAUCUCAAAGCCCCUUCCUUUACAAGAUGAGAAGAAGAAUAUCAUUGGCGGUCUAAAGCAAGUUGAUGACUUUCACCAAGUCAAGGUUGAAGUUGACCGGCGUGGCCCGCUUAAAGCGGACGAAGAGAUUGCGGCGUCUGAGCCGUCUGAAAUGUGUAGCUUGACUGAGAGCAUUUCCACGACGGCGACGGAGAAGAGGGACGACGACGGCGAAGUCAACCAGAGGUCCCCUGUUCCGCGACGGAAGCGUCGAACUCCGGGAGAUCUGCCCGGAGGAAGGCAGAGAGGCAGCUUCAAAUCCCCGUCUAAAAGAUCGGCGCCGUCACCGGAGAAGAGGAAUGCUCUGGCGCCUUCAAAAUCAGGUCAGGGCAGAACAUCAACGCCGUCGCGGAAGCGUAACGCGGGCCCUGAAAAGGCUGCGCAACGUGACUCCGGCAACGUGCGCCGGUCAAGAUCUCCCGCGGCUCGCCGGGAGGCUGAUCCCCGCCGUAAUGUAAGCAUCAAAAGUCCCACCGUGAGCGAAGGUGGCCAAUCGCCGGCGAAAAGUGCAGAGAACCAUCGCGAAGAUAAAAAAUUGCAGAAGCCUAACGACGGCGUUUCAGGGGAAACCGGUGAAUCGCUUGAAAACCCUCUUGUUUCAAUGGAAUGCUUUAUAUUCCUAUGAAACUCGUCAAAUCAUGGACCUUGUCGUUUCGGAUGUUUUACUGUUGCAAAUUCAUUAAUUAUGUCUUUAUUACUGUCCAAUACCGUGUGUUUUGGAAGCUGGGAAAAGGCUAAAUUAUAAUGAAUCGUGUAAUUUUCCCAAAUUAUUAUAUUUAUUGAAAUACAAUAGCACUGCUAACUUCUUGCAUAAGAUAGAUCAAUUUCCUUCUA
Cuscuta europaea is the source of this 1259-nucleotide messenger RNA. The record is from the annotation of a GenBank genome assembly. NCBI's taxonomy places the organism in Eukaryota, Viridiplantae, Streptophyta, Magnoliopsida, Solanales, Convolvulaceae.